CGUCACAAAGGGAGGUCCCAUUCAUUCCUUUGGAACGUUCGGAAAACUUUUGGAGUCGGGAUUUUGUGUAACAAUUUUCGGAACUUUCCCCAGGACUCCGGAGACGAAGGAAGCGCGCGCCGUGCUGGCUACCAUGGCGCCGGAGCGCGGCAGUGAUGGGCGCUCGCUGCUCCCAGAGGAGCCGGCUUGCAGCACCGAGGGGCUACCAAAAGCUUUCCUACAAAGUUUGCGGACCCUCUUCGACAUCCUGGACGAUCGCCGGAGGGGCUAUGUGCACCUGCGGGAGAUCGAGUCCCGCUGGCUGCAGCAAGGAACUGAGGCCAGGGAGUUGCCGCGGGGCGUCUUAGAGGGGCUCCGCCGAGCCGCCCCGGCCAGCGGCUACCUCACCUUCGAGAGGUUUGUGCUGGGAUUGCGAGCGUCUCUGCUCACCUCGGACAAAAGCCCCAGUCCGACGAUCGGUAGCAACAGCAAGGGUCCAGGGCUCAGAGAAGAAGUCAGAGAGCCCGUUACAGAGAACCGACUGGGAAGAAGCGGAGGCGCUUCUCGAAGCCUGGAAAAGAUUCCCAACCCUCGGGUGGAACCGAAUCAAUGCAAGAGAGAGGCAGGAGAUGCUGGGUGGAAGCUGUCACAAAACGAGACUGCCUCGAAGGGCCUGGGGGAGGCCCGAAGACAGCAGCGGGGCCGCUGUGGACACAGGAGACACACCCUCACGAAUGGCGUGGACUAUGGCAUGCUGCAGCAAAUGAAGGAGCUAGAAAAAGAGAAGGAUUUUCUGCUGCAAGGGCUGGAGAUGGUGGAGCAGGCCCGGGAGUGGUACCGCCAGGAGAUCCGCAUUCUGCAAGAACGCCAGAAGCAACUGGGCAAAAGCAAAGUUCACAGUGGCUUGCUUGCUGAAGGCAAUCUGAGCCAGCUGAGCCACCUCCUGCCCAAGCUGCAAGAACUGAACCGCUGUCUCUGUGAACUGUGGUCUCUUUCAGCCAAGCCUCCUAAUGCCUGUUCUGCAGCUGUGAAUAGCCCCGAAUGUGCAGCCGUGUCCUCCCCUCCACUGGCAGGGCCCCAGCAGACCAUCAAUAUGUUGAAAGAACAGAAUCGGCUUCUUACCAAGGAGGUGACAGAUAAGAGCAAGCGCAUCACUCAGCUGGAGCAGGAGAAAUCAGCCCUCAUCAAGCAGCUGUUUGAAGCUCGGGCCCAGAACAACCGUGAAACCAGCCAGUUGGAUUCCACCUUCAUCUAGAUUGGGCCUUUGGCUUUGCUCUUUGGGGGUGGGGGGCGGCUUUUUGAUAACCUCAGCCCUGGGUGUCAACUGCUUGCAGUGUCUGAGGUUGUAAUUCACACCUGACUCUCAUUCUGGGCCUUGAGACAUUAGCUCUGUAUCUUUGAUACAGCUGGACAUCUUAACAAGGCAUGCCCAUGUGCUUUUCUGGUCCAUGAAACAGGAGUGCGGGACUGCGUUUCUCCAUUCAGCUGACCCCCUGGAUCCACCUUUUGUUUAUUCCCCCCAAAACAAAGGUGUUCUCUUUUAUCCUUUCUCUGACACUGUUCCACUGUGUGUGGUCACAUAGCAGAUCCUUUGCCCCAGUUUUGAUGCACUGAUUCUCUUCCUUGGUGCUGAAGUCCUCUCCUUCCUCUUUCCAGCAGCAUAGCUUCCACUUUGUUGUGGAAAAAGAGCCUGCAAUAUUUCAGGAAUAUCAGGGACUCACCCCAAAGUUCCUAAUCUGAUUGCAAGACCCACACUUCAGAUGAAACUCCGGAACAUAUUUC
Molecule: messenger RNA, 1761 nt
Organism: Heteronotia binoei (common prickly gecko)
Lineage: Eukaryota; Metazoa; Chordata; Lepidosauria; Squamata; Gekkonidae
Gene: SAPCD2
Product: suppressor APC domain containing 2
Exons: 6
Coding region: 134-1234 (366 amino acids)
Source: RefSeq, a predicted model, not a curated record